This is a messenger RNA of Zophobas morio, 1105 nucleotides long. RefSeq names its product protein DDI1 homolog 2-like. The coding region runs from base 62 to 1105 and encodes 347 amino acids. Gene Ontology annotation, molecular function: aspartic-type endopeptidase activity. The record is from RefSeq and is a predicted model, not a curated record. The transcript is spliced from 9 exons. Lineage: Eukaryota; Metazoa; Arthropoda; Insecta; Coleoptera; Tenebrionidae. Gene Ontology annotation, biological process: proteolysis.
UUUCCCAUCCGUUUUAAACAAGUAUUUUCUUUCAUUCAGUAGAAGGCAAAGUAAAGCUGUUAUGAUCUUGACAGUUUCUACUUUAACUCGGUCCAUAUCUUUGGAGCUAGAUGUUUUAACAAGUAUAAAGGACUUAAAAGCUGUCGUUUGCUUCGACUUUGGCUGUGAAGAUCCCGAUAAGUUGGCCUUGUAUUACCAGGAAAAAGAACUCUGCUUUGGUACCUUAGAGGAUAACGGAAUUGUAAAAAAUACUUCUCUUUUCCUUGUGGACAAGUCCUUAAAAACGGACCUAAAAAAGCAUCAAGAUUUUAUUAGAAAACUGCAGCGCAAUGGUAAGGAGCUUUCCUUGUUGAGACAUCACGAUCCUCUUCUUGCCGAGGCCCUCAUGAAAUCUGACGUCUACGCCGUGAAAGCCAUCUUGGAAUCAAGACUUUUGAAACAGGAAGAAAUUAAAACAGAGGAGCAACAACUUCUCAAGUUAGCUAAAGAAAAUCCGUUUGACUUAGAACUGCAAUGUAAAAUCGAAGAGCAGAUUCGUUCCGAGAAUCUUCGUCAUAACUUGUACACGGCCAUGGAGCACAUUCCUGAAUCCUUUUCCUCUGUUUCGAUGCUUUAUAUAAAGUUGGAGAUCAACGGCUGUGUCGUGAAAGCUUUUGUAGAUUCAGGUGCCCAAAUGUCUAUUUUAAGCCAAGAGUGUGCCACUCGGUGCAGCUUAAUGCGGCUUCUUGACACACGGUAUCAGGGAGUCGCACUGGGAGUAGGAAGCGCCCCGAUUGCCGGAAGAAUUCACGCUGCUCACGUGAAAAUUGGACGCGCCUUUUUGAUUUGCUCUUUCUUGGUCUUGUUGGAGCAGUCGGUGGACUUUAUUUUGGGGCUCGACAUGCUCAAGCGCCAUAAUUGUUGUAUUGAUUUGAAAAGCAAUCAUUUGCGCAUAGGAAAGUGCAAUGCUCAUUUUUUUAGUAUUAUUAUAAUCACUUCGAACUUUCAGGGACCACGGGGGAGAGUGUGGCCUUCCUCACUGAGCAUGAGCUUCCUCGGGAUAACAUUCAGCAAAAAAGCGAGGGCUGGUCCCCUUCUAACGAUGAAGACUCGAUAUCGACGCUGA